AUGGAAAUAUUAGUAUAAAAUAUAUGGUGCGACCUUUACCUUCAAUAUAUCUGUAUGAAGAGUUUGUUAGCAUCAAAAUACCUAUGACUUUUGAUGAUAUGGAAGAAUUCGCCAAAAGUAUGCAAACCCUUAUGGAUUUUCAGGUUGAUGUCUUGCGGACUGUUAAGCUGAUGAAUAAGAAACAAAUUGAGGAUCCAAAGGUGUAUAAAUCCGAAGUUAAAGACACGCCACAAAAAGACCGAGAAAAAAAGAAAGUCACUAAUAAUACCUUGCCUUCAUACCCUGAGUCACCCUUUCCUGGAUUACCAGGUGAAGAUUUAAUUUGA
Molecule: messenger RNA, 326 nt
Organism: Ambispora leptoticha
Lineage: Eukaryota; Fungi; Glomeromycota; Glomeromycetes; Archaeosporales; Ambisporaceae
Source: the annotation of a GenBank genome assembly